Molecule: messenger RNA, 453 nt
Organism: Nematocida homosporus
Lineage: Eukaryota; Fungi; Microsporidia
Exons: 1
Coding region: 1-453 (150 amino acids)
Source: RefSeq, a predicted model, not a curated record
AUGACCGGGGCAUCUAUUAACGAGAUUCACUUUACGUUGCUUGAUGCGAUGCAAAAACUGCCUGUGGGUGUUUAUUGGACUAAUAAUGUAGUGAGUGUGGUGGCUAUUCUGUUUGCUAUCUUUUGUGUGUUGUAUUUGAUAGAUAAUGCUAAACGAUCAUGUAGUCGGUUGCGGCAGUAUAAUGAAGUAUUGAAAAAAACAGCUGGUAAGGAGGUAGAUGAGCAGACUGUUUUGCGGGUGAUAGAUGAUUUUGUGAAAGGUCGGACUGGUAGUUAUGCUGAUAGUUGGUUGGGUCAAUUCUUUCGGUGGCUUAGUGGGGGGAAAAUGGUGGUUGUCUUUUUAGUGGGGAUAGGUGCGAUUAUUAUGCUGGUUUUCUGUUGGGGGUAUAUUUUAGAUAUUUAUCUGUCGCAAUUCAAGAGUCUUUAUGGUCCGGAGUAUGUUAGUAUUACAUAG